Messenger RNA from Molossus molossus (Pallas's mastiff bat), 2328 nucleotides. It is a transcript of the gene CHML, whose product is annotated as CHM like Rab escort protein. The record is from RefSeq and is a predicted model, not a curated record. The transcript has a single exon. Gene Ontology annotation, molecular function: GDP-dissociation inhibitor activity. NCBI's taxonomy places the organism in Eukaryota, Metazoa, Chordata, Mammalia, Chiroptera, Molossidae. Gene Ontology annotation, biological process: intracellular protein transport; vesicle-mediated transport; small GTPase-mediated signal transduction. The coding region runs from base 236 to 2194 and encodes 652 amino acids. Gene Ontology annotation, cellular component: cytoplasm; nucleus; Rab-protein geranylgeranyltransferase complex.
UGUGAUUAGAUGCACUUAGAUGUUUUUAUGCUACUGACCUAUAAGAAAAAAACAAACAAACAACUAAAAAGGGUAGCAGUACUGCUAGGACCUGCAGCCUUGAUACUUCUGCGAUGACCUGGGACCUCACAAGGAGAGAUUUUGUUACAGCGUAUUCACACCUCCUCUGAGCCCUCAGCCUAGAUUCAUACACAUUUCCUUCACUGCCAGUCAUCACCAGACACUGGCUCCCAGGAUGGCAGACAGUCUCCCAACAGAGUUUGAUGUGGUUAUUAUAGGGACAGGUUUGCCCGAAUCCAUCCUUGCCGCUGCAUGUUCAAGAAGUGGUCAGAGAGUUCUACAUAUUGAUUCAAGAAGUUACUAUGGAGGAAACUGGGCUAGCUUCACCUUUUCAGGAUUGCUCUCCUGGUUGGAGGAGUGUCAGCAAAACAGUGACACUGGGGACAAAAGUACUGCUGCUUGGGAAGGCCUGAUCCACGAAACAGAAGCAGCCAUCACUCUUCGUAGGAAGGAUGAGACCGUUCAACACACAGAAGUGUUCUGCUAUGCCAGUCAGGGUAUGGAUGACAAUGUUGAAGAGAUUGAUGCUUUGCACAAGAAUCCUUCCUUGGUAGCGUCUGGUACCCUCACUGAACCUCUGGAUUCUGCAUGCCUAUCUGAAGAAAUGCACUCAUACGUUACUACCCACGAAAUGCCUGCCAAGGACACUCCAAAAAACGAUGGGGCCAUUUUACUAGAAGUAACUGAUGUAGAGGGAACUCCGGCCAAAGAAAAAUCUUGUGGAGAUAAAACUUGUAUGCACACAGUUUCAGACGGAGAUAAAGGUGAAAACAAACCCACAGAAGAGGACAACACUGAGCAACCAAGGAGAAGAAGGAUCACUUACUCUCAAAUAGUUAAAGAAGGCCGGAAGUUUAAUAUUGACUUGGUAUCAAAGCUGCUGUAUGCUCAAGGCUCGCUCAUUGAGCUUUUAAUCAAAUCCGGUGUGAGUCGUUACGCUGAAUUUAAAAACGUCACUAGGAUUCUCGCAUUUCGAGACGGGAAAGUAGAGCAGGUGCCUUGUUCCAGAGCAGAUGUCUUUAACAGCAAAGACCUCACCAUGGUGGAAAAGAGGAUGCUAAUGAAGUUUCUCACAUUUUGUCUAGACUAUGAACAACAUCCUGAUGAAUACCAAGAUUUCAUACAGUGUUCCUUUGCAGACUACUUAAAAACUAAAAAAUUAACCCCCAACCUCCAACACUUUGUGUUACACUCAAUUGCAAUGACAGAGUCAUCCUGUACCACAGUAGACGGCCUUGAAGCAACAAAGCACUUCCUUCGGUGUCUUGGACGGUUUGGCAACACUCCAUUUUUGUUUCCCUUGUACGGCCAAGGAGAAAUUCCCCAGUGCUUCUGCAGGAUGUGUGCAGUUUUUGGUGGAAUCUAUUGUCUUCGCCAUCAAGUGCAAUGCCUUGUAGUUGACAAAGAGUCUGGGCGUUGUAAAGCGUUUAUAGAUCACUUGGGUCAAAGAGUAAAGGCUGAGCAUUUUAUCGUGGAGGACAGCUACCUUGCUGAGGAAGCGUGCUCAGGUGUGCAGUACAGGCAGAUCUCCAGGGCAGUGCUCAUCACAGAUCAGUCUGUACUAAAGACAGAUUCCGACCAGCAGAUUUCCAUCUUGGUAGUGCCUCCAGCAGAACCACACACGUGUGCUGUUCGUGUCACUGAAUUAUCUUCUUCAACCAUGACAUGCAUGAAAGACACCUAUCUGGUACAUCUCACCUGUUCGUCUUCUAAAACAGCAAGAGAAGACUUAGAACCAGUGGUGAAGACAUUAUUCACCCCAUAUGCUGAAACAGAAAUAGACAAGGAAGACCUUACAAAGCCAAGACUCUUGUGGGCUCUUUAUUUUAAUAUGAGAGAUUCCUCAGGGAUCAGCAGGAGCUCGUACAAUGGCUUACCUUCCAAUGUUUAUGUCUGCUCUGGGCCUGACUGUGGGCUGGGAAAUGAGCACGCAGUCAAGCAAGCUGAGACCCUUUUCCAGGAGAUCUUUCCAGGAGAAGAAUUCUGCCCCCCAGCUCCAAACCCAGAAGACAUUAUCUUGGGUGGCGAUGAUAAGCAACCAGAAGCUCCUGGAAACAAUAUAGCAAUGGCCAAACAAGGAUCCUCCGAAGGAAGCAAAAACCUAGAAAGCCCAGGGAAGCACCUUCAAAAUUAGCAAAAAAGGAAACUGGAAAUGCUACUUUGGGCCUUCGUCCUAGCACCAGAAUAUUCUCAUUUCAAGGACAGUUUCCUAUAUGAGUAACUAGUAGUGGUUAUAUAAGUACUAUGCAGGUGUUCACUUUAAUUCUG